Messenger RNA from Lagenorhynchus albirostris (white-beaked dolphin), 2455 nucleotides. RefSeq names its product junctophilin 4 (gene JPH4). The coding region runs from base 1 to 1887 and encodes 628 amino acids. Gene Ontology annotation, biological process: regulation of synaptic plasticity. Gene Ontology annotation, cellular component: endoplasmic reticulum membrane; junctional membrane complex; plasma membrane. The transcript is spliced from 5 exons. Lineage: Eukaryota; Metazoa; Chordata; Mammalia; Artiodactyla; Delphinidae. The record is from RefSeq and is a predicted model, not a curated record.
AUGUCCCCCGGGGGCAAGUUCGACUUUGACGACGGGGGCUGCUACGUGGGGGGCUGGGAGGCGGGGCGGGCACAUGGCUACGGCGUGUGCACGGGGCCCGGCGCCCAGGGCGAGUACAGCGGCUGCUGGGCGCAGGGCUUCGAGUCACUGGGCGUCUUCACGGGGCCCGGCGGACACAGCUACCAGGGCCACUGGCAGCAGGGCAAGCGCGAAGGGCUGGGCGUGGAGCGCAAGAGCCGCUGGACGUACCGCGGCGAGUGGCUGGGCGGGCUGAAGGGGCGCAGCGGUGUGUGGGAGAGCGUGUCCGGCCUGCGCUACGCCGGGCUCUGGAAGGACGGCUUCCAGGACGGCUACGGCACCGAGACCUACUCCGACGGAGGCACCUACCAGGGCCAGUGGCAGGCUGGGAAGCGCCACGGCUACGGGGUGCGCCAGAGUGUGCCCUACCAUCAGGCGGCGCUGCUGCGCUCGCCCCGCCGCACCUCCCUGGACUCGGGCCACAGCGAUCCCCCGACGCCGCCCCCGCCCCUGCCCCUGACCGGCGACGAAGGAGGCAGCCCGGCCUCCGGCUCCCGGGGAGGCUUCGUGCUGGCCGGGCCUGGGGAUGCUGACAGCGCGGCCUGCCGAAAGCGCACCCCCGCGGCCGGCGGGUUCUUCCGCCGCUCGCUGCUGCUCAGCGGGCUUCGGGCGGGCGGGCGCCGAAGCUCCUUGGGCAGCAAGAGGGGCUCCCUGCGCAGCGAGGUGAGCAGCGAGGUGGGCAGCACGGGACCCCCAGGCUCCGAGGCCAGCGGGCCCCCGGCCCCGGCGCCGCCCGCCCUCAUCGAGGGCUCGGCCACUGAGGUGUAUGCGGGCGAAUGGCGCGCCGACCGGCGCAGCGGCUACGGCGUGAGCCAGCGCUCCAACGGGCUGCGCUACGAGGGCGAGUGGCUGGGCAACCGGCGGCACGGCUACGGGCGCACCACCCGCCCCGACGGCUCCCGCGAGGAGGGCAAGUACAAGCGCAACCGGCUGGUGCACGGGGGGCGCGUGCGCAGCCUUCUUCCUCUGGCCCUUCGGCGGGGCAAAGUCAAGGAGAAGGUGGACAGGGCCGUCGAGGGCGCCCGUCGAGCCGUGAGUGCUGCCCGCCAGCGCCAGGAGAUCGCCGCUGCCAGGGCAGCAGAUGCCCUUCUAAAGGCAGUGGCAGCCAGCAGUGUCGCCGAGAAGGCUGUGGAGGCAGCUCGAAUGGCCAAACUGAUAGCCCAGGACCUGCAGCCCAUGUUGGAGGCCCCAGGCCGCAGACCCAGGCAGGACUCAGAAGGUUCUGACACAGAGCCCUUGGAUGAGGACAGCCCUGGGGUGUACGAGAAUGGACUGACCCCCUCAGAGGGCUCCCCUGAACUGCCCAGCAGCCCUGCCUCCUCCCGCCAACCCUGGCGACCCCCUGCCUGCCGGAGCCCACUGCCUUCUGGAGGGGACCGAGGUCCCUUCUCCAGCCCCAAAGCUUGGCCUGAGGAGUGGGGGGGCCCCGGUGAGCAGGCAGAAGAACUAGCUGGCUAUGAGGCAGAGGAUGAGGCUGGGCUGCAGGGACCAGAGCCCAGAGAUGGCUCCCCACUCCUCGGAGGCUGCAGCGACAGUUCUGGAAGUCUUCGAGAGGAGGAAGGGGAGGAUGAAGAGCCCUUGCUCCAGAUGAGGACCCCAGGGCGCUCGGAGCCGGAGCCCACAGCCUUGCCAGUCCUGAGGGGCCUGUCCUCGAGGGGUCCUGAAGCCGGGUGCCUGAUGGAAGAGGCUGAGGAGGCUGCUGCGUCCGAGAGGCCCGCCCAGCCGGGAGCUGCCAACCCAUUGGUGGUGGGAGCCGUGGCCCUCCUGGACCUCAGCCUGGCAUUCCUGUUCUCCCAGCUCCUCACCUGAGGCUCCUGCCUGGCCUAGUUCUGGCUUUGGUUUGCUGCCUCUUCACUCCUCUGACCUGCCUUUUUCUCUUUUCUUCCUCCUGGUUGUUCUUUCUCUUUUCUUUCUCUUCUCGCUUCCCUUUCUUUUCUGUCCCCCUCUGGUUUUCUCUCUUGUUUUUUCUUUCCCUCUCUCCUUUCAGAUUCUCUCAUCCCUUCUGGCUCUGUCUCCGUCCUCCUCACUCCCUUCCCCACCCACCCCUUCUCUCUCCCGUCUCUCCUCUCUCUAGAUUGUUUACAUAUGAAGGGCUUUUCUCGCUCAGAGUCGCUCUCUUCUCUGAGACACACAAUUCUAAGUCAGACCAUUGCCCCACACCCUCCCUGCCUUUUCUUUAGACCUGAACUUGGAUGAGGGUUGGGGUUUGGUGUCCUGAGGAGUCUCCCAGAAGCUGAGCAGAAAGGAAGGAGAAAAUGGAGAAAGGGUAUACUCUAUACGGGAGAAGACUGUAUCCUGGGCGAGGCACUGGCCGUGCUGCUGGGAUUCCCUGACCCAAGGGGCCUGGCGUCCCUCUGAGGCCUAGUGAUAAAGCUGG